AUGGUGAAAGAUCUCAUCGCUAGUCACAGUGCCAAGAGUACAUAUGCCAAUGACAUAAACAACAAGCAAAUUGACAUUGUAGAUGUGCUCCAAGCAAGGUUUCCCACAAAGGAGAAGCACAAGGUAACCAACUUGUAUGCUGAUCUCAUGGUGGAGAAGACGCAUAUGAUGUUGAGCGGCAACCAGCAUGCAACGGCUGGUAGCAAGCUUGUCAAUGACAAGUUUGGGAUGCCAGUGGAGCAUCCAACCAUGGACGUCUUGGGUGGUGAUUUGGUGGAGGAGAGGAAAGCCAAGAGGAAGGCAGGGGAAGAUCUGCAUAGCCAACCAGAUCCUCAGAAGGAGAGGCAGCGCCGGAGGUUUUGGACCACGGACGAACACAGGAAUUUCCUCUACGGUUUGCAUGCGUAUGGUCGAAGCGACUGGAAGAACAUCUCCAAGCACUUCGUUACCACCAGGACACCAGUGCAAAUCUCUUGCCACGCCCAAAAGUAUUUCCGUAGGAUGGAGAACACUACCAGGAGGCAGCGCAGCAGCAUCAACGACGUUGGCUUCUGCGAUGACGAGCCCAAGGCAAGCAGCAGCAGUAACCAAGCCACUACCUUAAGCAGAGGUGGGGCUGGUGGUUCUUGUGUGGCUCCAAAGGUGGAGGGGGGUGGGAGCAAGACAAAACUGACUAGUGAUCAAGAGGGAGGUUUUCUUGUUGAUCCAUGGAUGGUGAGGAAGUAG
Miscanthus lutarioriparius is the source of this 726-nucleotide messenger RNA. The record is from the annotation of a GenBank genome assembly. Lineage: Eukaryota; Viridiplantae; Streptophyta; Magnoliopsida; Poales; Poaceae.